AUGGCCGACGCGGAACGCCAGCAGCACGGCCCAGGCGACGGCGGGCGCCCCCACUUCCUCAUCGUGGCCUACGGCAUCCAGAGCCACCUCAACCCGUGCCGCGUCCUCGCGCGCCGCCUCCUGCAGCUACACGAUGCAGACGGCUCAGGCCCCGUCCUCGCCACGCUCUCGGUCCCGCUCUUCACCCACCGCCGCAUGUUCCCUUCGUCCGGCAACGGCGAGCCGGAGGGGCCGGAGGCCGCAGACGGUGCCAUCUCUUGCGUUGCCUUCUCCGACGGCGUCGACGACGGCACCACCGCCAGGGGCCCCGAGGAGAGGGCGCGCCGCCGCCGCGCGUCCGCCGAGAGCCUCUUUGCGGUCGUCGCGCGGCUCGCCUCCCGCGGCCGGCCCGUUACGUGCAUCGUGUGCAGCAUGAUGCUCCCCUGGGCACUGGACGUCGCGCGGGAGCGCGACAUCCCGUUGGCCGUGUUUUGGAUACAGCCGGCAACCGUCCUCGCCACCUACUACCACUACUUCCACGGCUACGGCGAGCUCAUCGCGUCCCACGCCGCCGACCCCGCGUACGAGGUGACUCUGCCCGGGCUCAGCCGGCCUCUCAGGAUCCGCGACUUCCCGUCAUUCCUCGUCGACACCACCGGAGGUGAGGUGGGCAAGGUCGUCAACGCGGUGUUCUGUGAGCUGUUCGAGUUCAUGGACGAGCAGAGGCAGAAUGUCAAGGUCCUCGUGAACACUUUCGACGAACUGGAGCCGGCGGCGCUGGCGGCCAUGAGGGAGCACUUGGAUGUGUUCGCCGUCGGCCCCGUGGUCGGGUCGUCGGCCGAGGCGCGGAUCCAUCUGUUCAACCACGCCGGUGCCGACAAGACGAGGUACAUGGAGUGGCUCGGGGCGCAGCCGGAGAGGUCGGUGGUGUACGUCUCGUUCGGCAGCAUAUGGACGUACAGCAAGCAGCAGAUGGAGGAGAUCGCGGACGGGCUGCGGCGGUGCGGACGGCCGUACCUGCUCGUGGUGCGCAAGGACGGGCGGCAGGAGGACGUGAGCCGCUGCCUCGAGGACGUCGUGCAGGAGAGGAAGGGCAUGGUGGUGGAGUGGUGCGACCAGCCGGAGGUCCUCUCGCACCCGUCCGUGGGGUGCUUCGUCACCCACUGCGGGUGGAACUCGACGCUGGAGGCCAUGGCACUGGGUGUGGCUGUCGUCGCCGCGCCGAGCAUGUUCGACCAGCCGACGAACGCGAUGUUGAUAGAGGAGGAGUGGGCUGCCGGCGUUAGGGGAGAGCGCAACGGCGAGGGCAUCUUCUCCGGGCCGGAGCUGGCGAGGUGCGUUGAGCUGGUCAUGGGCGACGGCGCGAGGGCCGUGGAGGUCAGGAAAAAAGUGGAGUCUCGGAAAGGGAUGGCGCGGGAUGCAAUGGCUCCCGGAGGGCCGGCGGAAAGAAACCUCCGAAGCUUCGUCAUGGAGGUCCAAAGUUCGGAUGAAGCUCGCAGGAAGGAUACAAACACCAUAAGUCCACCACCAUGA
This is a messenger RNA of Triticum turgidum subsp. durum (durum wheat), 1512 nucleotides long. NCBI's taxonomy places the organism in Eukaryota, Viridiplantae, Streptophyta, Magnoliopsida, Poales, Poaceae. The record is from the annotation of a GenBank genome assembly.